AACGCAUUAAAAAAAAAAAAAAAAGACUCAAAACACUGCCGUUUAAGACGAGGAUUCCUUCACAGAACCUUCUUCCUCAAAUCGACUAACCGAUUUUCUUAGCUCCGACGUAAACCACCGAUCGCCGAUAUUCAGCUAGUUGAAAUUCCCAGUUCCAAAAAUUCACAACAAAAUGGAGAAAAUGGCGAAAGGUUGGUUUUCGAUGAGCGGCACUAGUAGCAGCGGAGAUCAGCAGCAGCAACCGCUGCAAACAGGAGGAACGUCUCUGCUAGCUGAUUGGAAUUCCUACGCAGCUUCGAGAGAUUUUGAAGAAGAUCCCGGAACUUUAGGCUUCGAUAUCGAAUCCGCCGUUAGAUCUGCCAACGACACUGUCUCCGGAACCUUUAAUGUUGUUUCGAAAGGAGUUAGAGAUAACCUGCAGUCUGCAACAAGUAGUAUGCCUUCAGGAAAAGCUUUGAUGUAUUUCGGUUUACUUCUAGCAAGUGGUGUAUUCUUCAUCUUCAUUGCCUUCACCAUGUUUCUUCCAGUCAUGGUGCUUAUGCCACAGAAGUUUGCAAUUUGUUUUACACUUGGAUGUGGAUUUAUCAUCGGAUCUUUCUUCGCUCUUCGAGGCCCGCAAAAUCAACUCGCUCACAUGUCAUCAGCAGAGAGGCUUCCACUAACUUUAGGUUUCAUAGCCACCAUGGUUGGCACCAUAUAUGUCUCGAUGGUGCUCCAUAGCUACAUUCUCUCUGUGAUUUUCUCUGCAUUACAGGUUGUUGCACUGGCUUACUACUGUAUAUCCUACUUCCCUGGUGGAUCAUCGGGAAUGAAGUUCCUCAGUUCUACUCUUACCUCCUCUGUCUUCAGAAUGUUUGGGAGAUGAGCUUUCGCCUCGAUCUAUCGAUAGAAAAUCAGAAAAAUGACUUGAUUCUCUUGUGUAUAAAGAAGGAUGAAAGAUCUUUAACAUUGAUUAAAUGAAAAAUCUGGUAAGAUAUUUUGGUGCAAAGGCUCAAAGACAGUUUUGUUAUGACUUUUGUAUUUUGAUUCUUUCAACCAAAUUGGUUCAAAUCACCA
This is a messenger RNA of Arabidopsis lyrata subsp. lyrata, 1056 nucleotides long. RefSeq names its product protein transport protein SFT2. Gene Ontology annotation, biological process: vesicle-mediated transport. Lineage: Eukaryota; Viridiplantae; Streptophyta; Magnoliopsida; Brassicales; Brassicaceae. The transcript is spliced from 4 exons. Bases 173 to 865 code for a protein of 230 amino acids. Gene Ontology annotation, cellular component: membrane. The record is from RefSeq and is a predicted model, not a curated record.